AUGGAUGCCACGGUCAACCUCACAUCAUCAAAAUCAAUCUCAACAAACAUCAACGUCAAAUCCAUCAACCGCACUGACCCAACACGACCAUCUCACCACCAACCAUCCUUCGACUUCCCAUCCACCAAUGCCGGCAAUACCACGCAACAGCGCGACAAGAGCAGGCAGGCCAUCAAAGCCGCCCAGCACGAUGGUAUGCAAGAGGGCUUCCUGCGCGAUGGGCGUCAGGCGCCGGAAGGUUAG
This is a messenger RNA of Parastagonospora nodorum SN15, 243 nucleotides long. RefSeq lists its product as hypothetical. The record is from RefSeq and is a predicted model, not a curated record. Lineage: Eukaryota; Fungi; Ascomycota; Dothideomycetes; Pleosporales; Phaeosphaeriaceae. The transcript has 2 exons. The coding region runs from base 1 to 243 and encodes 80 amino acids.